Messenger RNA from Dinoponera quadriceps, 1054 nucleotides. RefSeq names its product protein ARV1 (gene Arv1). The transcript has 4 exons. Gene Ontology annotation, biological process: intracellular sterol transport; regulation of plasma membrane sterol distribution; sterol metabolic process. The coding region runs from base 248 to 1030 and encodes 260 amino acids. The record is from RefSeq and is a predicted model, not a curated record. Gene Ontology annotation, cellular component: Golgi apparatus; cortical endoplasmic reticulum. NCBI's taxonomy places the organism in Eukaryota, Metazoa, Arthropoda, Insecta, Hymenoptera, Formicidae.
GUUCAUUGUACUGUGUUAUAGAAAAUAAUUUGCCAAAUGCUAAGUUUUUAAUAAUAUAUGCCUAUGGAUAUAGAGAGAAAUGUGCUGCCACGUUCUUGUUGAAAAAAAAAAGAAGUUAAUCUGCCAAGUAAAUAUUGAUAUAUCUCGAUUAAACGUUUCGUUUCUCUUGUUUCAUUGGCAGUGUAAGUUGCAUAUGCGUGUUAAGCGCUAAUGUAGCACGGAGUGCUGAACUGAACGUAACCAGUACAUGCUGUGUGUAGAAUGUAAAUCGAGGAUUUCUGAUAGUUAUAAUAUUCCAGUCUGUGUAAUGUACGUUUGCAUCAAUUGCGGGGCCGAGUGCAAAGAGCUCUUUAGAAGAUACUGUCCCAGUGUUCUCAAAGUUUUAAAAUGUGAAGAAUGCGGUUUGUCAGCUGAUAAAUAUAUCGAGUACGAUCCGGUUCUAGUUUUUGUGGAUCUGAUCUUGAUAGAAAAGCCAGCUUACAGACAUCUUCUGUACAACAGCGACUUCAAGUCGUACUGGAAAUUGAGUAUCAUAUUAUGGCUGGCCGAAUCGUCCAGAGCUUGGUCCUCCUGCGAGAUGAGCAAGGCGGAAUUAGCCGCGUCGGAAACGGUUCACAACGACGCGUUACAGGACCGCUGCAAUUUUUACAAUUUGCUGCUCCACACCGCGCUGGCCUUCGCGGCGUUUGUUUUUGCGGUAAUUACGGUGACUGAGUUCAGAUGGCUUAUCGCCCGUAAGAAACCGUACAAAUAUAAUGUCAGGGACUUGAGUCGCGCUCUGACAGCCGGCGGUUGUGGUAAAUUGCUUGGGAUGUUAGGGAUUGUAUGGAGGCACAUAGCAUCAGGCCCGUAUUACGUUCUUAUUCAAGGUUACACGGUUUUAUGCCUCUUGACUGCGUAUUCAGUUGUAUGCAAGACUGGAAAGGGAGGAUCUUUGAUUGGAUUGAUCAGUGGAUUUCUGCUGUAUGGUUAUAUAUGUACUUCCACCCUUAAAUUGCACCUAAUUAUUCCCAAUAUCACGCUAACAUGAACAUGUAAAUGCCCGUUAAAGAAA